Molecule: messenger RNA, 246 nt
Organism: Phytophthora sojae
Lineage: Eukaryota; Oomycota; Peronosporomycetes; Peronosporales; Peronosporaceae
Exons: 2
Coding region: 1-246 (81 amino acids)
Source: RefSeq, a predicted model, not a curated record
AUGGAAGCUGAGUACACCGCCGUGUCUGUGGUGGCACAGGAAUUGCUUGGAGUGCGGGAGCUUCUGAGCGAGCUGAAGGUGUUGCUCGAGGUGCCGAUGAAGCUAUGCUUCGUCGGGGAUUACGUGCAACGUGGUGGGUUGCAGGAUGAAUACUUGGAGACCAAGGAAAUGCUAGCGGACGUGCUGGCAAAGGCGGUGUCUGCACCAAAGAUGCUCGAGCUUCGAGCUCGAAUCGGGUUAUACUGA